This is a messenger RNA of Linum tenue, 312 nucleotides long. The record is from the annotation of a GenBank genome assembly. NCBI's taxonomy places the organism in Eukaryota, Viridiplantae, Streptophyta, Magnoliopsida, Malpighiales, Linaceae.
AUGGAGAGAGUGUUCCAAUUGGCGGCGGAGAGGCCGGUGGUGAUGUUCAGUAAGAGCACUUGCUGCAUGUGCCACACCAUCAACACCUUGUUCUCCGACUUCGGGGUCCACACCACGGUCUACGAGCUCGACGAGAUGCCACGUGGCAGGGAGAUCGAGCAGGCACUGGCUCGACAUGUCGGUGCCGGCAGUGACUUCCCCGUGGUGUUCAUCGGCGGGAAGCUCGUUGGUGGUGCUAAUGAGAUCAUGACCCUUCAUCUCAACGGUUCCUUGUCUACCAUGCUCAAACGAGCUGGUGCGUUGUGGCUCUGA